UAUUUUUUACAUUAUAUUUAAUUUUAAACAAUAGUAAUAUUUUUAUCUUUAUAAUUUUAUUAAUAUCGAAAUUGUGUUGAUUGUUGUCGAUGGAUUCCACAGCCGAAGAAACUAACCAGGUACCCGAGAAUAAGGAAAUGACAGAUGUAUCCUCCCAUUUCCAAAUAUUUGAUGAACCUGAUGAUGAAUUGGAGGAAUUUGAUGAGAUCGAAAACAUAGUGACUGUUGAUGAUCCUGAAAUAGCAGAUUGGAACGAAGAUUGGGAAACUGCAGGAUGGGAUGAUGAAGACGCAGAAAGUGAUUUUGUAAAGAAAAUAUUACAGGAACUUGAAAAUUAUCGUAAAACGCAUAACAAUGAAAAUUAAUUGCUUUAUAAUAAAUAAUAUAUACUAGUAAAUUAAAGUGUUAUUUCGCAUAUUUGCUUAAACGAUCACACCUUACGUACGCCUCCCUUUUAACUUCUUUCAUAUGAUUGUCCAAUAUAAGAUUCUUAAUAUCAACUAGUUUGUCGUAAUUUCGAACAGUUUUAUCGUGUUGAGUUUGUUGAAUUAUGGGAGUAAGAAUUGCGAUAUUAGAUUCACUGACGGAAACUUUUAAUAAUUUA
Messenger RNA from Theileria parva strain Muguga, 604 nucleotides. RefSeq lists its product as uncharacterized. The record is from RefSeq and is a predicted model, not a curated record. Bases 90 to 365 code for a protein of 91 amino acids. NCBI's taxonomy places the organism in Eukaryota, Apicomplexa, Aconoidasida, Piroplasmida, Theileriidae. The transcript has 3 exons.